AUGGGUCUUUUCUCUUGGUUCACUGGCAACUCCAAACCUCAAACCCUAACCGUACCCAAGCCCAACGACACCCCAAAACCCGUUCCAGGAAUGAGCGGAGCCGUUGAAGUGCCCCGACCGGAGAGUGUUACGGUGUUUGAAUUCGGGUCCGUAGCUGCUACUGCAGAUAAGGUUACUUUAGCCGGAUAUUGCCCUGUGUCUGACGACCUCGAGCCAUGCCGCUGGGAAAUUCUGCCUGCCAAUGGAUCCGAUGCUCCUCAGUUUCGCGUCGUCUUUUGACAACGAAAAAAAGUGGAUUGUAAGUGGGUAAAAACAAAAUUGGUUUCAAGGAAGUUGAGCGAGACUCUUUGCUGAGAUUAUUGUAAUUUUAGUUAAUGUGAAACGCGUUAUUCUUAUGAA
Messenger RNA from Gossypium arboreum, 399 nucleotides. RefSeq lists its product as uncharacterized. The coding region runs from base 1 to 279 and encodes 92 amino acids. The record is from RefSeq and is a predicted model, not a curated record. The transcript has a single exon. Lineage: Eukaryota; Viridiplantae; Streptophyta; Magnoliopsida; Malvales; Malvaceae.